Messenger RNA from Kwoniella botswanensis, 2289 nucleotides. RefSeq lists its product as uncharacterized. Gene Ontology annotation, biological process: regulation of transcription by RNA polymerase II. Lineage: Eukaryota; Fungi; Basidiomycota; Tremellomycetes; Tremellales; Cryptococcaceae. The transcript has 4 exons. Gene Ontology annotation, molecular function: DNA-binding transcription factor activity, RNA polymerase II-specific; RNA polymerase II cis-regulatory region sequence-specific DNA binding. The coding region runs from base 1 to 2289 and encodes 762 amino acids. The record is from RefSeq and is a predicted model, not a curated record.
AUGCCUGCUGGGAAAGAAAGUCUUCUUGGUGCUGUACAAUCACCACCAACUCGAACAUCACCUCGUAAAACCUCUAACAACAACACUACCACGUCCAUCAACAAAUUCUAUCCUACACCAUUAUCGAUGUCCCCUUCUACCUCAUCUAGUAUAUCCAUCUCCGUAUCUACAUCAACGAACAAUGGAAAUGGUAUAGGGUCGUUGAGAUUCCCACCUUCAUUCGAUCCCAAUCACCCUUCUUCAUCUAGGUAUCACUCUACCACCUAUACCCCAUACUCGCCCUAUCGGCCAGGGGAGUACGGUAGGUCCGAAAGGGGUCUGGCAAGUGAUCGGACAAAGAUUGAAAGGAAAUUAUUCGAUGAUGAUGACAACGAUGACAACAAUGACAACAAGGAAGAAGUAGAAGAUGAUAAUGUAAAGCAGCAACAAGAUAAGUUGACUGUAGAUACGAACAAGAAAGAAGGUAGCAGUCCACUUGCACCUGCCUUCCAGGCAAAGAUGGUCUUGAGGAAUGGAGCGAGUAUUGAUUUGAUUUCUUGGCUCCGUACAAACUUCCAUCACCUACCACCUCCUCACACAGUCCUCACACCCUGUAUGCCACUCAAUGGUAUCCGACACCUACUCCUGGAAAGAUUCCCUCGAGCUCCCGAAGUUGAGGAAAUCUCCAAAGCUGUAUUAGCAGCCUUUCCUCACUCACAAUGGGACUAUCCAACUGGUACUUCGUCUGAACCACCCAACAUACGCGGACUGGUAUGGCAUGGUAAAGACAUAACUGAUGAAGAGGAAAUCGAACCUGCCAAGCAGAUUACGACAAAGACAUCCGGUAUCAACGGUGGUGUACAUGGAUCGGCAAAGAAAAACAAACAACAACAAAGUCAAAGUCAAUCAAGAUCACCUACACAGUCUACUCUGGUGUCACCCAUAUCUAGCUCCAAGAGACAAUUACCUGAUACACCCGCUACGCGAUCUGUUUUAGAGGAAUUUGCCGAGAUAGCAACCCUGGCAGAUAAAACGCCUACGUUAAAAGCCAAAUCAUUACCUGGAGAUAAUGAUAUCGAUAUCGAUAUCGAUGUGAAUAAUACGAUGGUGGAAAGUAAGAAACGUCGUGCUAGUCAAUCACCCGAAUCAGGCUUUAGCUCGAAGCAUAGAAGGAGAGCUUCAACACCUGAUAAAUUACAUGGUCUGUUAGCUGCUGCUGAAGCAGUCGAGGGAUCGCCCAUCACUUCUUUAUUGACUGGAUCAUCCACAACCCACAGCAAUGGCCAUAAGAGAAGAAGAACGAUUGGUGGAUUUAGUUCUGCGAAAGAGAUGAUGUCCUCUUCGCAAAGGAAAUUCAACAGAUCUUCCAGAGGUACACUCUCACCGCCUCCUCAAGCAAUAUCAAAAUUCAAUUUCUUACCUCAACUGAAUGAGGAUAUAGAUUACCUCGUACCGUUGAAUGAUACAAUUUCGAACAAUGGUUCCGGUUUAGAACAAGUUGAUGAUGAUCAUGAGGAAGAAGAUGCAAUCUCAACCAGUCUAAGGAGGAAAGCACCCAACUCUUCAUCGACAAGUCAAUCUUCAAUAAUAUCAUCUACUAUCCCUUCUACCUCUACCACUUCUACCACCGGUGGUGGAAGAAAAGUCAAUGAAUUACCUACUGAAGGUGAUGCACCGGGAUACGAUUGUAAACCACCUUAUCCAUAUCAUGAGAUGAUUCGACAUGCGAUUGAAUCUGCUCCCGACUGUAGAUUACAACUAUCUCAGAUUUACUCGUCGAUAGCGGAUAGGUUCCCAUUCUUCAAGACGUUGGAUGAGAAGAAAACGGCAGGUUGGCAGAAUAGUAUACGACAUAAUUUAUCGUUAAAAAAAAUGUUCGUCCGAGUUAACAAACCCGAUGGAACACCUGAUGACUCGGGUGGGAAAGGAGGUUGGUGGACUGUUCAACCUGGUGUACCAGAUGAGGGACGUCCAGGAAGAAAAGCAAAAGCUAAAAAGGCAAAAGCGGAAGCUGAAGCUGAAGCUGGAGCCGGAGCUGAAACAAUGACUACAAUGAAUGGAGAAAUCAACAUUAACGAUAAUAGCUCGAAUUUGACUCAUAUGGGAAUAGAAGAUGUGAAUCUCAAUUACGAUGAUUUCCAAAAUUCAACAUUGUCACAACAACAACAACAACAACAACAACAACCGAUCACAAAUGAGAAAUCGAUAUUACCCACCAUGGCUACUGCGAACCAUCUAACUCAGGUAUCGGUUCAUGAAAUUACGAAUCCUCUGGAGUCGGAUCCGAACGGAUUGAAAUAUGAUAUAUAA